AUGGACUGGUCCACGGGCGAUCUGGUGUGGUUUGAUCCUGGCCUUGGACACCCGCUGCCCGGCGAGAUCCAGGAGGUUCACCGUGCCGCCCAGAUGAUCAUCGUACAGGCACUCAUCAAUGGCAAGCCCCAAACGUUCACGCUUGGCCCAAGCGAGGGCAACAUUCGCGCCCGCCAGGACCUGGGCAAAACGGGCGUGGAGGAUAUGACGCAGCUGGAGGAUCUGCACGAGGCGUCGCUACUGUGGAACUUGAAGCUCCGGUACGAUAACGGGCUGAUCUACACGAACGCCGGCAGCAUACUGAUCGCGAUCAACCCGUACAAAAUGUUCCCGGAGUCGUACGGCAUCGAGAUGGCGCAGCUGUACGCCGGCAAGCCGCUCGGCACGCUACCGCCGCAUCUGUUUGCGAUCGGAUCGGCCGCACACGCCGCCCUUCCCUCGCCCCAGGUCGUCGUCAUCUCCGGCGAGUCCGGCUCGGGCAAGACGGAGUCGACCAAGCUCGUUAUGCAGUACCUGGCGGCCGUCGUACCGGGCGGAGGUUCCGCCUCGACCGUCAUCACCGAGCAGAUUCUCGAGGCGGCCCCACUGCUGGAGGCGUUCGGAAAUGCACGCACCGUACGCAACGACAACAGCUCCCGGUUCGGCAAGUACCUGGAGGUGUACUUCAAACAGGGUGCCAUCAUCGGCGCCAAGAUCACGCAGUAUCUGCUGGAGAAAUCGCGCAUUGUGACGCAGGCGGCCGGCGAGCGGAACUAUCACGUGUUCUACGAGCUGCUCGGAGGGCUGUCCGAAACGGAGCGCAUGAAGUACGGCCUGCUCGAGGCGGAGAAGUACUUCUACCUGAACCAGGGCGGCUCGGAUUGUGCACCGGGCCGGAUGGACUGGGCGUCGCUGCAGAGCGCCAUGCAGGUGCUCGGCGUCACCGAGAACGAACGGGAAGGCAUCGUGAAGGUGCUGGCCUCGGUGCUUCAUCUGGGCAACGUGUACUUUCACCGGCGUCAGUUGCGCCACGGACAGGAGGGCGUCGAGAUUGGGUCCGAUGCCGAAAUUAAGUGGGCCGCCCACCUGCUGCAGCUGCCCUCCGAGGGCAUCCUGAAGUCGCUUACCUCACGCAUCACGGAAACGCGCUCCGAGCGGCUGUACACCCCGCUCGGCAUUGACCAAGCGUUGGACGCACGAGACGCACUGGCCAAGGCGCUCUACUCGGGAUUAUUUAACUGGCUGGUGCUGCGAAUCAACUCGAUCGUACAUCGCGGUGGUACGCACGAUGCGCAACGUCUGUCUAUUCUGGACAUCUUCGGGUUCGAAGAUUUGGCCGAGAAUUCGUUCGAGCAGCUGUGCAUCAACUACGCCAACGAGAGCUUGCAGCUCUACUUCAACAAGCACGUGUUCAAGCUGGAACAGGCGGAGUACGCCCGCGAACGACUCGAGUGGACCGCCCUGGAGUGGGAGGACAACCUGCCGGUGAUUCAUCUGCUCGCGAAGAAACCCGUCGGCAUUUUCCACCUGCUGGACGACGAGUCGAACUUCCCGCGUGCAAACGAUUCCAGCUUCUUGGAAAAGUGCCACUACAAUCACGCCCUGAACGAGCUGUACUCGCGCCCAAGGGUGGGCGCACAGGAGUUCGGCAUCACGCACUACGCCGGGCAGGUGUGGUACUGCGUGGAUGGGUUCCUGGAGAAGAACCGCGACGCGCUGCGGAUGGACGUGAUUGAGCUGCUGAGCUCCAGUACGGAACCGCUCGUCGGCGAGAUGACGAAGCAGCUGCGGGCCCAACGGGACGUAGGAAAGACACUUCCGAAGGGCUCCAAUGGCCGGUUCGUGACGAUGAAACCACGCACGCCAACGGUGGCCGCCCGGUUCUCCGAUUCACUGCAGCAGCUGCUGCAAUCGAUGGCCAAGUGUAACCCUUGGUUUGUGCGUUGCGUUAAACCGAACAACGACAAGCAGGCACUGCGGAUGGACAUGCCGUGCGUGCUGCAACAGCUGCGCUACCUUGGCAUGCUGGACACGAUCAAGAUACGUCAGUCCGGCUACCCGGUUCGGCUGCGCUUCCAACACUUUGUCGAACGCUACCGACAUCUGAUGAAGACUCCGCUUCCGAAGGGAACCCCGUACCGGGAGUUGUGUCGAUUCGUUCUCGACGCCCUCCCGGGUACCAACACCGAGGGGCCCGAUUUCCAACUCGGGGCAACACGUGUCUUCCUGCGGGAAGCACUGCACCGAACGCUGGAGGCGAGUCGUGCGGAUCGAUUGCGCCUUGCGGCCGUCACUAUCCAGCGGAACGUCCGGGGAAUGCUGGCACGGAAGAAGGUCCAGCGAGAGAUCCGAGGUGCCACCACGAUCCAGCGCUACUGGCGCGGUUACCACGAGCGAAACCGCUACCUCACGAUCAAGCACGGUGUCAUCAAGUAUCAAGCCCUUUUCAAGGGACACAUGCAACGCAAACGUUACGCCAAGCUGAAGAACGAACUCAAACGUCGCCGCGAAGCCGAACGACUUAAGAAGGAACGUACGGCACAACGGCUGGCCAAGGAGCAGGUGGAACGCGGAUCCGGCGUACCACUGGACAUUCCCGCCGAACUGGCGUUCAUCUUCUCCAAAUCGGAGAACUAUAGCGGCCAGCAGAGCGAUCGCAACCUGGUGAAGGUGGUCGGAACGGUUCCGGGACCACCAUCAGCCGCCGACCUUCCACCCGAUCUGGAUCAGUUUGCGUUCGGCAAGUUUAGCUCGGUGUAUUGUAACGGCGUUAAACUGUCACCCCGCCGGGACAUCAUUUCUGCACCCUUCCUGUCGCGUGCAGCUGCCCGCGAUCAGGACUUUAAGGAUGCAAUCGCGAUCUUUAAGCUGAUCAUUCGCUGGACCACCGACGCCAGUAUGGACGCGAAUCGGGAGAAGGUCCUGGCGGACUAUAUCGUGCACAAGGGACUCUCUUCUCGAGGCCUUCGGGAUGAGAUCCUGGUGCAGAUCUGCAAUCAAGUGUACCGGGCGGACGAGGUCACCGCGGAGAAGCUUUGGACCCUGAUGUCCCACUGCCUGUCCGCGUUCCAGCCGGGAUCGGCGUUCAGCAAGUACUUGAUUAAAUUCAUCGUCGACAAUGCACCACCGAAUACGAAGGAGCAGAUUCUGAAGAAACUUCUACGUAACACCAACGCCGGUCAAACGAACCCAUGCCGCCUGUUCCCGCCCUCCUGGUUGGAGUGGCGUGCAUCGUCUCGUCUGGCAGAUACGGCACUGGGGCUUAAUCUACCCGAUAGUAGCGUCCAGACGGUAGCGGUCGACUCGUGGACGACCUGCGAAGAAGCGGCCGCGCUGGCAAUUUCCGCCUUCGGUAUCCCGAACCUCGGCUGGACGGUAGUGAUCGACGAAUCCGACCAGAUGACCGAUUCCUGCGGGCUCGACUUUGUGCUCGAUCUGGUUGCGGAAAAAGAACUCCCGCCGGCGUUCCCCGCCGUACGCAGCGACAUCUUGCGCUGCGGUAAGAAGAUACCCUCGGGAGGAUCAAACAGUGCCGGAAGCGGUAUGGAUUCGGCGAUCGAACCGAGCAGUCCCAAGCGACCCCAGGUGCCUCCACCGGAGCCACCCUCCAUGAAGCGUAACUCGCAGCUCGUGGAAAUGCAGCUAGUUCCGGUGACGACCGGAGGGUCCUCGAAACACGAACACCCAUCGGAAGCGUACGGUGGGCGACAUAUGGAACCGAUGGCACAAUCGUCCGGCAUGGUUGGACGCAAAACGUCCCACGAUGUGUCCCUCUCGAGGCACAAAAUGCGAGAAGAGCGUGCAUUCUACGAGGAUAAGAGUCGUUCGCGCUCGUUAGAUGAUUUGCUUGCGGGCGAACCGGACGAAGGGAUGCCACCGGACACCGACGAACCGGAAACUUCGAUGACGUUGACACUCGGUGAAAACCGGAUCGGCAAUAAAUACCGUUCGGUAGACACGAUCGCGCCGCUCAAGGAGCAACAUCCACGCUUCGUGAAGUCGCAGUACGCCGGCAAGCGAACGGCCGGCUCGCAUUCGCUGAAGUACGCAGAAAAGUCCGAGUUUAGCGUCCGCUCAUCCGCAAUGUCGGACACAAGUGAAGCCCCAUCGUUGGCGAGCCACGUACGGCGGGUACGCGUACCGUCGCAAGCAUCCGACGUCGAUCAGUUCCUGGAUGAUCUGUUCAGCCCGGUGCUGGACGGUUCGCUGGAUGAACUCUCCGACGCACGCUCGCUAGCGGCCAGCAUCCGUGGAAGCACCGUGCGUCAAUCGUCCCCCGACACUUGCGAUCAAUUCAUCAGCGGACUGUUAUCAUCCGUCCCAACCGAUCGUACGCUAACCGACCUCGAGCAUAGCGGCUUCAUUAGCCAGGCCACCAAGGGUGGCACAACGCAUCAAUCAAAGAAUGCCACCUCGAACGGUUUCACGCCGGCAAAUGCUCCCAAUUCGAUCGCACCGCUUACGCCGGUCAACUCGAACUCACUCCUGAUGAUGGGUUCCGUCAGCCCGGACGUGGUAAUGCCGGUGUUCCAGAUCCCACCGGGGGUGGAUAGCACCGCCUACCAGCAGCAAAUGCAGCGUGCUUUCCUUCAGUCCGCCAUGGCGCAAAACAUCCAAAUCCAGCAGCAACUGAUGGCACAGAACCAGGCCCUUCAAACGCUCCUGACUCAACAGGAUGGUGCCGGACCAUCGUCAUCCCCACCCGCAAUUCCUGGAGCCAUCUCGCCGAAGCAUAAUGCCGCUGCCGGCGCCGCUACCGGGUCACCAACGUCCGUCCAACACUCACCGAUUCGCAAAAUGAGUGCCAAAGCCGCCAUCGCUGAUCGAGUGCCCCUCGGGGGUCAGACAGCGUCGGGGUCAUCAUCAUCUUUCUCAGAGAUGCUACGCAACAGGAAGGACUCCUCUUCGUCCAAUCUUAUACCACCUCCUCCACCGCCGCCCCUUCCACCACCGCUCGAAUUGAAAGACCCAUUCGAGGUCCGCCCAUUCCUCGACCCGUAUGGGCGCGCGAAAACUGUACGCAUCGGUAAGUGGCGCUGGCCACCACCGCAGGGUGUGACGGCGAGCACCGAAACGGAGGAGAACUUCAUCCAGUUCAAGAUGACGCGUCAAAGCAACCGAAAAACGACACCCCAGUCGCAGCACAGCAGCAAUCUGGAUUCACCGAUCGGCUCCCCGAACGGUGUCGAGUGGGAAGAGUUCGAGAUCGAUCAGAAACUUCAGGAACAGGCAGAGGGUGGCGUGAAGGGCGGUGCCGGUGGUCAAGCCGGUGCGGCGGCCAAUCGAUCGGCGAAACGAAGCUUCGACAUUGGAGCCGAUCGACCACCACCGAACAGCGUCGGUAAGCUGAAGCUGAGCAACGAGAUGCGUCAACGGCUGGAGCAGGUUACCGCCGGUCACUCGGUGCGCUCGUCCAGUGCCAAGUCGGACCGACCGGAACGUACCCCGGCCAAGCUAGAGGACACCCGCCGCAUGAUGCUGGAGCAGCAGCUUGGUGGUAUGAAUGCACCGGGAGGAGGCGGUCCGUCCGGCAAGUCUCCUGGCGCAAUGGGAGAGUCUCCGUCGGUGAAAAGCCAGGUACAGCGGAUGGAAGCGAGCAAAAAGAACAGUGCUCCGGCUACGGCAUGGCCAACGGUUUUACCGCCCGCCCCACCAGGUCCCGCACCACCCCCACCGAUUCGCCCUCCGACAUCAACGCCACCAGCACCACUGCCACCGAUCCAUGGCAUGAUGGUCGCUCAGAACAACAAUCACGGACAGUCGGAUAUACCUUCGUUCGUGCAGCGCCAAGAACGCGACACGUUUGGUGCCAAGGACAGCUUCAUGGACUCGUGGGGUCGCGCCGAGGCGGCCAAGCUGGAUUUGGUUUACGAAACAAGUUUCAAGAAAGAAAUGAUUAUCGAACGGGAACGAUCACGAUCGCGUUCGAGAUCGCGCGAUCGGGAAAACUUUUCCGAAUCCGUGUGGGACCGGUCGGAGGUGGAGGGACCUUCAUCGACAUCGAGCGACCCGCGUGAUCGCGAUCGCGACAAAGAACGCGAGGCCCGCGAACGCAACUACGAGCUAACGCAGCUCCAGCGGGAAAAGGAAAGUAAUAAGGUGUUCCACCCGUCCGCGUACGGCAAAGAGAAACAGCAUCAACAGCAGCAACAGCAGCAGCAGCAGCAACACCAGCAACAGCAACAGCAACAUCACCAACAACAUCACCAACAGCAAUACCAGCAACAAUACCAGCAGCAACAGAAGCAGUACUCCGCCAACGCAUCGAGCUCGAUCGCCACCUUCAAGACACACAUGGUGCAGAAGAGCGUCCAGGAGCGGGAACGCAAAUCGUCGGCGACCACCACCAACGGUUCGGUGUACAGCGAGAGGAUGGACGAUGGUAGCAUGGCUGACCCGCCGGCCCCCGUGAUGCCGGUGCAGGUGAAUCCCUCACUAAAGGCACCGGCCGCGGCCUGUCUGACGUACAAUCGCGUCACCUGGACACUGCGCGUCCGCAAGGAAGUGUUCCGACCGAGCGAAACCGUUACGGCACCAGCCGCGUUGGAUCUGCUGUUCAACCAGAUCACGGCGGACGUGUUCGGUGUGACCCCGUGCAUGCGAAUAUCGCCGCAGGAGAAGCGGCUGGCCGUGAAUCUGCUCAGCAGCCACGGCAUCACCGCCAACGGCCAUACGACAGCGAAGCAGCAGCACGUGCGGGCGAUCGUGAAGCGCCACGUGCUGGACAUGGCCCGCGGAUGGCCGCUCUACUUUGCGCGCCUGUUCGUGAUGAACAGUUCACCCUCGAUCCAGGAGGGCACACUGAUGGCCGUCUCGCACAUGGGCGUUUAUCUGGCCACCAAGGAGCCGGAGUACCUCUCGAUCCAGCGUGCCUUCCCGUACGAUGACAUACAAAGUGUUACCACCCUGCCGAGACCGCUGACGCUCCAGGUGACGCUCAAGACCGGGGCCCGUAUCGUGCUGCAUGCAUCCAAGGCGAACGCCAUCCAGAUGAUGGUACAAUCGUAUCUCGCCGAGUAUCGACAGACCCAAUCGAAGGGUUCAACCAUUUCGUCCGGAGUGCGGGCGGCCGCCGCCACCCUCAACGUGCCGCUCGAGCGGCUGGAAACCUCCAACAUCAACAGCCCCGGCUCACCGAACCAGAUCUCCCCGACGGAGAAGGGCCACCUGCACCACCACCUGCAGCAUGGCGGCCCGCACCAUCCCCUGCACCAUCACCACCAGCAGCAGCUGCUGGACGAGUUCGAGGACAUGCACAUCGAGCACGGGCUGCCGGAGUCGUCCCCACCGCCACCGAUGGGCAACGCCGGCUACGGCAACGAUCCCCGAGGCCACGGCCUACUGAUGAAGCACAGCAACGGUCAGCAGCAGGGGCACCCGCACCAGCCGCAACUGCACUCCCCGUCCUAUGGUGAGCGCAGCGGAGGCGAGGGCACGGGCCGCACCGGCAGUGGCGCCGGCGGCAUGAUUGUUAACCACAAAAACUCACCCAUGGGUAACGGUAACGGCAGCUACGGCGAUAUGCACAUUAUGGCCCACCCGGAGAACGACUCAUCGCCGACGCAGACGUCGCUGACCAAACACUCACUGUUGCAGUUUGCGAUGCAACACUUCCGAACGGAUGAAGAGUUCAAAUCGAACCGCUCCGAUAAACGGGCCAUGCGCAACCAGCACGCGGACCUGGUGAAGUGGCAAGGGUACCCGCUGAGGGCACCACUGCUGCGACUUCCGGCCGACCUAACCCCGCUCGCCCUGGAAUGCUUCGACUGCGUCCUGCGCUACUGCGGCGAUCUUGCCGUCGAUCCCGAGCUGUCCGAGGUGAAGUGUGUUUACACGGUGCUGAUGCACUGCCACAAACAUUUGGCCCUACGCGAUGAAGUCUACUGUCAGCUGAUGAAGCAGACGACGGCGAACCGAUCGGCCUGUCCGGACUCGGCGCAGCGCGCCUGGCGACUGCUGAGCAUUCUGGCCGCCUACUUCGGUUGCUCGGACGCACUGCGACCGUAUCUGAUCGAGCAUCUGACCUCGGCCGCCUCCGAUCGACGGCGGCCGUGCCACGGAACGGCGGCCGUCUGCCUGACGAACCUGCGCAAGACGGCUCGCUGCGGUGGCCGAAAGAAUGUACCGAGCGUCGAGGAAGUUACCGCCGUGUCCGCGGGCAGAUCGGCCCGACGGCAGAUCUACCGUCUACCAGGGGGUGCCGAACGUAUCGUCAACACACGCUGCUCGACCGUCGUCGGUGACGUGAUCGCGGAACUUUGCUCCCUGCUCGGCAUCGAGUCGCCCGCCGAACAGCAGGAAUUCUCGCUCUACUGCAUCGUCCAAGGGGACGCCUUUACCAUGCCGCUAGCCGCGGACGAGUACAUCCUCGACGUGACGACGGAGCUGCUCAAGUCCGGCCAACCGUUCUACCUGAUCUUCUGCCGCUCGGUGUGGCACUUUGCGCUCAAGCGCGACCCUGCGCCCACCCCGCUGUACAUAGAGGUCCUGUUCAACCAGGUCGCACCGGAUUACCUCGAGGGGCUGCUGCUGGAGCUACCGAACGGUGGGGCACCCAGCCCGGAUUACGUGCGCGAUAUGGCGCGCAUCGCCGCCAUCCUGCAUCGGGCGGCCGACCUGAACCACCUGCCGGCAAUGAAGGAGAUCAAGUUCCUGCUGCCGAAGCCGGCCCUCUCGUUGCGCGAGCUGCGUCCGGCCCAGUGGGUGGCGCUGGUGCAGUCGGCCUGGCCGUCCGUCGCCGGCCUCAGCCCGAUCCAGGUGAAGGCGCAGUUCCUGAACGUGCUAUCGUCGUGGCCACUGUUCGGCAGUAGCUUCUUCGCCGUCAAGCGCGUUUGGGCCGACGAAAACCCAAUGGAGGAGCCGAGCCCGAUGUGGCGCGAGCUGAUACUCGCCCUCAACCGCCGCGGGGUGCUCUUCCUCGAUCCCAACACACACGAAACGAUGCAACAUUGGCCAUUUAAUGAAGUGAUUUCAACGCGAAAGGUACGUUCAGAGGAUGGUGCACUGUUUCUCGACAUGAAGGUGGGCAACCUGCUACAGCAGCGCGUCAUUCGCGUGCAAACCGAGCAAGCGCACGAAAUCUCGCGACUAGUGCGCCAGUACAUCACAAUGGCCCAGGCGCAGCAACGUGACCGACGGGAGUAG
Molecule: messenger RNA, 9123 nt
Organism: Anopheles coustani
Lineage: Eukaryota; Metazoa; Arthropoda; Insecta; Diptera; Culicidae
Gene: Myo10A
Product: unconventional myosin-XV
Exons: 11
Coding region: 1-9123 (3040 amino acids)
Cellular component (GO): myosin complex; cytoskeleton
Molecular function (GO): ATP binding; protein binding; cytoskeletal motor activity
Source: RefSeq, a predicted model, not a curated record